UCCUCUGCUCGACCUUCCCCGUUCCCCAAUCCAUCGGCCCCCUCGACCAGCAGCAACCCGGAGCGCAAGCCCUUCUCCCACGCCCGCGUUCCCGAGGAAACCCACGAGGUUGCGCCUCCUCGUCCCGCACCUCUGCCUCGCUGGUGGUCGCCGUCCACCCAAACAGGAGUAGCAAGCCGAACCAGUGCCCUCUCCCUCGGUCCCUACUGCCCGUCUUUUCUUCUCCAGCUCUCUCUCUCACAUCGCUCUCUCUCUCUCUCUUGCAGGAGCUUCUCUCGUCAGUCAUGGCGCCUGCAGGAACAAGUUCGCCGCCGCCAGAACCUUGCCUCGCCGUAUCCACUGCCCACUGUCAAGAAUUGGUUCCCGUCGGUCUCACCCCGCAUCCGAUGGUCGUCCUGCCGUCUUUUGUCGCUGGAAGCACCACCGCUGCGCCCUACUUAUUCCUCCUCCUCGAAGAGAUUCCUCAGCGUCGGAGCUCUCUGCUGCUCGUCAAGCCAACCACCGCCGGAGGCCUCACCGGCUACCAGGGGCCCUGCCUCGUGCGCCCGCGCAAGGAUACAAGCGCUCUCCUCCCCGAGCAGGAUGAACACCUCCAGGCUGCUUCUCGUUCUGUCCAGGAUCGAGGACGAACACGCGCCGCUCGCCCGUUGACCGCUGCCUUGCUCGUGGCCCAGAUCCACUGCGGGCCAGCACGUCCAGGCCGCCCCAUCGCCCUGGUGGGCCUCGCAUUGACCUCUCUCAGCGCCAAGGCCCAGUCGCCGUGCCUUGCUGCAGCCUUAGCCCACCAGCCUUAGCCCACCAGAUCCGCUGGCCCAAGGCCCGCGAGGUGAGCACCAGCCACCCCAUCCCUGUUUGCUUAUGUGACGACCUGGGCGCUGAAUAUUAUCCUACGCUCACUCAAUUUCGGCACGUGUAUGUUUUUUUUCAUCUCCUGGGUUUUGCUAAUUAGUCUAGUAAAACAGUUUUACAAAAAAGUCCCUCUAGAUCAUGCAUUUAACUACUCACAAACGAUGCAUCAUAUUUAAAUGAUUUAUAUAUGAAACUAGCUUAGAAUUUUGUCUAGUUUAAUAUUAUUCAACUUUCGCCCAUGUUUAAAAUUCUUAAAGUGUUGUUUGCUUAAAUUUGCUUAAAUAACUUGUUAAAAUGAUUUAAUUCAUAACUAAAUAAAC
Molecule: messenger RNA, 1169 nt
Organism: Triticum dicoccoides
Lineage: Eukaryota; Viridiplantae; Streptophyta; Magnoliopsida; Poales; Poaceae
Exons: 2
Coding region: 285-794 (169 amino acids)
Source: RefSeq, a predicted model, not a curated record